AUGCGAAAGUCUUUCAAGGAUUCUCUUAAGGCACUUGAAGCUGAUAUUCAGUUUGCCAAUACUCUGGCUUCUAAUUAUCGAAGGGAAUAUGAUGGUGGCUGCCUCCAAAUGAGGUUAUCCUACAGUCCAGCUGCUCAAUUCUUUCUGUUUCUUAUUCAGUGGACCGAUUGUCACCUUGCUGGAGCCUUGGGAUUGCUUAGAAUUUUUAUAUACAAGGCGUACGAGGAUGGGAAGACCACCAUGUCUAUUCAUGAAAGAAAGGCUAGUCUAAAGGAGUUCUACAGUGUGAUAUUUCCUUCAUUGUUGCAACUUCAAAGACGAUUGACCGAUGUAGAAGAGAGAAAACAGAAAGAAAUUUUUUCCACUAAGUAUAAGAGAAAAGAUGAGAUGGACAAAGGAAAGCUCUCUGAAAUUGAUUCCGAGCGAGAAGAAGAAUGUGGUAUUUGCAUGGAGAUGAACAGCAAGGUCGUAUUGCCCAAUUGCAGUCAUUCUAUGUGUAUGAAGUGCUACCGGGACUGGCGUACGCGGUCGCAGUCGUGCCCCUUCUGCCGGGACAGCCUCAAAAGAGUUAACUCAUGUGACCUUUGGAUCUACACCAGCAACAAUGAGAUUGUUGACCUGUCUGCAAUCUCUAGGCAGAACUUGAAGAGACUUUUUAUGUACAUUGAUAAGCUGCCUCUCAUUGUUCCAAAUCCUGCAUUUGUUUCCUAUGACCCUCAUCGAUGA
Prunus armeniaca (apricot) is the source of this 726-nucleotide messenger RNA. The record is from the annotation of a GenBank genome assembly. Lineage: Eukaryota; Viridiplantae; Streptophyta; Magnoliopsida; Rosales; Rosaceae.